ACUUAGUGUGACACCCAGCGGAAGUAAACAACAGUCGCGCCUCUUUGGUAGCGCUUAUAGCUAGUUGAAUGCCCAAAUAGCUGGGCGACUAGCUAUAUCAAAGUCAUAGUGUAAGUGCAGAUAAUUAUUUCACUUGUAGCCUAAAUGAGCAAAAAUGUCUGCAGUUCAGUAUAUGAGACAGUUUGUCAACGAGCGACUAACUGCUGCUGCUGAAGAAAUAUUCGGAGUUUUUGAAAAAACUAUCAUCGAGUACGAAGAAGAGAUCGAUCGUCAGCGCAUACUGCUGGAUGUCGUUUGGAAACCUGAAAUCAAGUUACACAGGAUAGAGCUCCCACAGCAAUAUGUCUGUAAGGAGGAGGAGGUUCUCACUGACCAGCAGCAGCUCUGUAUUCAGGAGAGGAACUCCAGUGUGGACCAAGAGGAGCCAGAGCCUCCACAGAUUAAAGAGGAGGAACAGGAGGAACUAUGCACCAGUGAGGAGGGAGAGCAGCUUGUACUGAAGCAGGAGACUGAUGCCUUUAUGUUGACUCCUACUUACGAGAAAAGUGAAGAUCAGACUCUGACUUUGUGUAAAAGAUUCACUGAUACAUUGAACGGUCAUAAAAGAACCCACACAGGUGAGAAGCUGUAUUCUUGCGAAACAUGUGGGAAAAGAUUCAAUUACCUAUCAUCUUUGAACUAUCAUAUAAGAACCCAUACAGGUGUGAAGCUGUUUUCUUGUGAAAUAUGUGGGAGAUGCUUAAGUUCGAUAUCAUCAUUGAAGAUUCCUAUGAGAACCCAUACGGGUGAGAAUCCAUAUCCUUGCAAAACAUGUGGGAAAAGAUUUCCUCAGGUGUCAUCAUUAAACUAUCACAUGAAAACCCAUACAGGUGAGAAACCAUAUUCUUGCCAAACAUGUGGGAAAUGUUUCCGAGCUAGCAGUCACUUAAUAGGUCACAUGAGAAUGCACACAGGUGAGAGGCCAAACCUUUGCAAGAUCUGCGGCAAAGGAUUUUGUGCCAUUUCAGGUUUGAAAAGACAUAUGAGAAUCCACACAGGUGAGAAGUCUUAUACUUGCAAAACAUGUGGGAAAGCUUUCAGAUGUAGCAGUAACUUAAGAAGCCAUAUGAGAAUCCACACCGGUGAGAAGUCUUACACUUGCGAACCAUGUGGGAGAUCUUUCAGAUGUAUCGGGCACUUAAGAGGCCACGUGAGAUCGCACACGGUUGAGAGGUUGAACAACUGCAGCACAGAGGUCCCAGUUGUUGCACCCAUUCAGGUCAGAAGCUCUAUAAUUCAAAAACAUGUGGAAGAUAUUUCAGAAAACUAGUUUUUUUAUGUAUGGUGGCAGUAAGAACUUCUCCUGUAUAUAUGCCCUUCAAGUUGAGACAGGAGAAAUGCCACUGGGUUUAUGCAGGAAACAGCUUUGGUCAAUUAUUGGAUACAUUUAGUGGUCAUGGAGACAUACACCCAACCAGGCCUGCUAUAGGCCAGCUGGGAGAGGGAGAGGACAUCAAAAUCAAGUUUUUUGCUGGACAGGAGAUGCAGCAGCAAGAGAUUUGGGAGUAUUUGGAAAGGUUUAUUUUCCAGAAACACUGUUGGUAGAGAGAUGGGAGGUACACUUUUUGGUUUUAGUUUUGGAAUGGUUUACUAAGGGAUCGGGGGCGAAGAAAGAAAGAAAGAAAAAGGGCUAAAUCUGUGAUGUGUAAUGUUGUUAAUCUUGUGCCUUUCUCAAUAAAAAAUGUAUGGACUAAAA
Messenger RNA from Perca flavescens (yellow perch), 1735 nucleotides. Its product is annotated as zinc finger protein 771-like. The transcript is spliced from 3 exons. Gene Ontology annotation, molecular function: RNA polymerase II cis-regulatory region sequence-specific DNA binding; DNA-binding transcription activator activity, RNA polymerase II-specific. The record is from RefSeq and is a predicted model, not a curated record. Gene Ontology annotation, cellular component: nucleus. NCBI's taxonomy places the organism in Eukaryota, Metazoa, Chordata, Actinopteri, Perciformes, Percidae. Gene Ontology annotation, biological process: regulation of transcription by RNA polymerase II. The coding region runs from base 155 to 1309 and encodes 384 amino acids.